AUUGGUUUGACACCUUGCACUGUGAAACGCACCAGUGUCCCUUUCGCCUCGUCGUGAGAGCAUCAUGGCGGGUUCGAAGAGCGUCAACGUCGCGGAUACGUUCAAAAGUCCUGCGCUCAAGAGCCCCAACCUCUUCCAGUACGAGGCGGAGAAGCAGAGCUACGAGUUCUUCUACCCGUCCCCGCACAGCGCGGCGCGGCAAACCACGGUGCGAAGCGCGGUGAUGAACCUUGUCACGACGCUCAUCGGCGGUGGGGUGCUUCUCUUGCCGUUCACGAUCGCCAAGAGCGGGAUCGUCGUCGGGUGUAUCAUCAUGCUGUGCUGCGCCACGGCGUCCAGCUUCACGUCGUACAUCCUCGUGAGCUGCUCGCGUCGGUCCGGCGCGCAAUCAUACGAAGAAAUCGCGCGGAAUGCGUUUGGGCGGAAGAUGCAAGUGGUCACGAUGGUCCUGCUCAUCUUGCUCAUCUUCCUCGCGUUUGUCGGGUACGUGAUCCUCGUGCGGGAUAUUGCCGGAUCCCUCGCGUCGCAGUUCAUCUUUGGCCGGACGCUGUCGGUCGCCGACGAGAACCUCGUCGCCAUGGGAGUCGUGGCGCUGGUGUCCCCGCUCCUGUUCCUCCGCAGCAUGCAUUCGCUUCGCCACACGUCGGUGAUCGGUCUAAGCACUGUCGGCAUCUUUGCGUUUGGCAUUUUGUUCCGCAGCACGGAGAAGAUCAUGAGCCCCGAGUUCGACGCGUCCAAGCUUACGCUCGUCGCCGACAGCAUCGACGGACCAAUGUACGCGCUGCCGAUCGUGAUUUCGUCGUUUCUGUGCCACUUCAACGUGCUGCCCGUCUACGGCGAGCUGCAGAAGCCGACGCGGCGCCGCCUCAAGAAGAUUGUGAUCGUCACGGUGUUUUCCACGUCGGUGUUCUAUAUGAUCUUGGGUACGCUCGGGUACAUUUACGCGUUUGAUCAACUCCAAGGCGUGCAGGGCGACAUCCUCAACAACUUUGACCAGGGCGACGUGGUCAUGAACAUUGGCCGCGCCGGCAUCCUCCUGACCAUCUGCAUGUCGCUGCCGCUGCUCAUCCUGCCCACGCGCAAGACCAUCUACCGCCUCUACAUGCUGUGCCACGGCAUCGCCACGACCGGCGGCGACGGCACGACCCAGGAAACCCAGCCGCUAAUUGCCGACUCGCCAUCGGUGGCCACCGACGACCUGACGGAGAAGCCCGUGCCGCUCGUGCCCCACGUUGUCAUCACGCUCGUGAUCCUGUUGCUGGCGUUCUACUUGGCGUUCAGCCUGCCGGGCGUGGCCGUGGUGUGGAACAUCAUGGGGAGCACAGUGGGCAUUUUGAUCUCGUACGUGUUGCCGUGUGUAUGCUACAUCCGCAUCCGCCGCGAGAAGCCCACGACGGACUGGCGCAAGAUUGGCGCGUGGGUGCUGUUGGUCAUCAGCGGCAGCAUCUGCUUUGUCUGCUCGGUGCAAGCAUUCCACAAGCUCGGCGUGAUGGUGUACGGGGUCUUGGUGGCGUAGCUACUGUACAUAGGAGUUGGAGAACCAAUAGAGACCUUCAACCAGGGA
Messenger RNA from Aphanomyces astaci, 1564 nucleotides. RefSeq lists its product as hypothetical. Bases 65 to 1516 code for a protein of 483 amino acids. Gene Ontology annotation, biological process: amino acid transmembrane transport. NCBI's taxonomy places the organism in Eukaryota, Oomycota, Saprolegniomycetes, Saprolegniales, Verrucalvaceae. The record is from RefSeq and is a predicted model, not a curated record. Gene Ontology annotation, molecular function: amino acid transmembrane transporter activity. The transcript has a single exon.